AUUCUCGGAAUUGGGUGCGCCAAGUGCUCAGACAUUGUCUCUCACAUUUCAAGGAGAUAAAAAUGAUAAAAAACGAGUCAUUUGGGGUGAUAACGAGAGUAAAGAGCGGAAAGAAAUACAACUACGAAUUGGGUGAUAUUGACAUUUAAUUGGAUAGAUAGAUUGGAUGUGGACGUGGGUUUUGGUGAUUGUGGGGGCAGUUGGUCUUGAACUUUCCCUCGAAGGGACUGAUCCUUUAGUGAAAUUAAUAAUUAUUAAUGGGUAUUUGGGUGGUAUGGGAGGGGUUUAGGUUAUGAAGGGAAUGACGGAACGGGUCCAUUGCGAACCGGAUGGACGGGAAUGUCAUCAACCGUCAUUUGAGUUUCCUGUGGCCAGUGCGCCAGACGUAUUGCCUUCGUGGGUGGUGGAUUUUUUAAUGCCCCCCUCCUGACAUACACAGAGUUCAAAGAUAAAUGUCGGCAGGCCUUUCGUACUUUUUUUUUUCUCAUUUUUCGAUAAAUUUUGUUUUUAUGGUGAUGUACAAUCGGUGUGAGAACGAGAUAAUGAUGAUGAUGAUGAGAAUUGUCAAGUGCCAAUGGUGAAUGAUAAAACAUGCGCGAAGAGGUGGUUCAUUGAACCAUUUUAUUUAAUCGGUCAUUUAUAAAAAAUUGUGUCAAAGUGGCUGGGGGUUAAUACCGAUGAACAUAACCUGCUCUUCAGGUUAAUACGAAAUAAUGAAGAGUGCCAGGGAGCACAGGGGCUGUGUUAUCCUCAAACCUGAGGAGAACGAGGAGGUUUUCAGGUUAAUUGGAAAUCGUUGCCAGUGCCUAGCGGCAGGAGUUAUACAGUUGUACUUGACUGAGCCUCCUGCCCACCGAGAAUGGAUAAAGAAGAAUACCGGUGUGAUAACGCUGAUAAGGGACAACCCAAAGCGCAGUUACUUCCUGAGAUUAUAUUGUUUACAGAGGAAAGCCAUGUUGUGGGAGCAAGAACUCUACAAUUCGAUGUCAUACAAUACCCCAUUGAUGUAUUUUCAUACAUUCGAGGGGGAAGAUUGUAUGGCAGCCUUUAAUUUUGCUAAUGAAACUGAAGCAAUGAUAAUGAGGAAUGUCCUCCUGGAGAGAUUGAACGCGAAUAAACAGAGGCGACAGGAGAGAAAAGCGAGAUUGGAUGGAGAGGUGCAACAGAGAGUGGUGACACUCCCAAGGAGAAGUCCUAAUAGUACUCCUGAUUUCACUGGUUUCUCGAAUACAAGUGCCAAUACAUUGAAUGGCUCUCCAUCGUCGUUAGGAAUUAAUGGGAGUCUCGGUAGUUCGAUGUACAAGAAAAAGAACAGACGGGAAAAGGAUCCCAAGAGGAAACUCACAACUGCUGAUAUCGGUUUACCCUCGGACUUCAGGCAUUUAGCACAUAUGGGGUGGGACGCCCACAAAGGGGUGGACUGGAAUCCCAAUGAUCCAAAAUUGAAGCAGUUCUUUGAUGUUGCUGGAAUCACGAGGGAACAGUUGACAAGCAAAAAGACUCGUGACUUCAUCUAUAGUUAUCUUGAUGAGCACGGGGGAAUGAAGGCUGUCGAGAAUGAUCUUGAUGUAUUGACGCGUCAAGUUGGACCCAUGAGUACGCAGUCAUUGCCAGCAUUGCCACCUGCACCGAGCUGUGAUCCACCUCCACCCAUUCCUGCCAGGACAGUACCGGUUACGACGAGUCCUGGCUUGAACAAUAAUCAAACAAGAAGUACACGACCAUUGCCACCAGUGCGAACGAACGUGCCUCCACCCCCUCCGAGUGCUCCACCUGCCCACAGGAGUCUACCAUCCAGACCACCACCCCCCUCAGGCUCCCCUGGUUUACCACCACCUCCACCGGUCCCACCGCCACCACCCAGAAGUACCUCCAACACAUCCAACGUCUCCAGCGUCUCGAAUUUCUCAAGUAUUUCAAAUUCCUCCAGUACUUCAGCUCCAGCACCACCUCCACCCCCUCCACCACCGCCAUUACCUGAGUUCAGCGGUGGUGAUAGUCCGAUUAAUAACGCAAAUUCACCAGCUAGAAAUGGAAAUAGUGGAAAUAAUAACGGAGAUGCUGAAGAUCUCAGGCCAAAGCUCAUGGACGCCAUCAGGAGUGGAACAACGCUCAAGAAAGUGGAUCAAACAGAGAAAAAGCCACCGCCGAUAACAGACACUCGUAAUGACUUACUAAAUCAAAUUCGCGAGGGAAUAGCACUGAAGCCAGUGACAAAUGAUCCAAAACCAGCGGCUCCGUCAGUCCCCCAGGGUGGCCUAGCUGGAGCCUUAUCCCGGGCCCUCGCCGAGCGGUCAAGAUUGCUGGGUUACACAGGCGAUAGCGAGGAAGAGAGCAGUGACACCGACGAGGACGAGUGGGACGAAUAGAAUAAAACUAAAACACAACAAAAAACCGAAGCUGCAUAAAUUAUCACUUCUGUACAUAAGAGGAGGAAAAAAAAAGUGUUUUCAUGGUCUCGUGGGUGGAGAAGCCUUUCCAAACGCCUAUCGGACAUUUUUUCGGGGACACGUCACUGGUAAGCUCAUUAAAUCACCGCACGAAACGCAGAACUUAAUAGUAUUCUAGACAGAAUUGCACUAGAUUUCGAAAUUAACGAGAGAAAAUUUAAAAAAUUGUAAAUUUUUCUUUUCAUAUCAUGUAUUUAACUCACGUCUACGUGAUGUGCUCACAAAUAUACAUAUGUAUAUAUUAAAUGAAGAAAGAGUAACGAAAAGAAAGUCACACCUACAUGUGACAGUUUAUGACACGUUGCGACAUAAUCCUGUUACCUUUUUCUAUUUUUUUUUUCUGGAAGAGGAGAUUAGUCCAUUGAAGGAACGUCGCAUGAGAAUUGAAAUUCAAUGGGUACCGAGUAAAAGAGUGAUUAAAAGGUGAAUGAUUUAGUGGAGUAUAUAAAUAUAUAUAUGAAAAUUCACCACUAAGGAGAAAUCCUAGUCAAACAGAAAGAAUUAUCAAUCCUGAUAAGCCAACGUAAUUUCAUUGCUUUAUUAUUUUGUCUCGAGGAUAUCCCAGUACUUUUCAUAAUUAAAAUCCUUCCCUGCAUUUGUACUUGAACGUCAGAGUCUUUCUUACAAAAUUGUUCAUUAUUGGGUUUCACGCCUUGAAGGAUUUUUGAAUUGAUACUUCAAUCUUUGACGUCCCAAAUUAAUUUUUUGAUAAGUAUUCUAAUCGGGAAAGGCUCGGACUAUUCUAAUUAUUUAUUUAUAGAACAUUUUUUCGAUUGUACUGGAUAUUUAUGAUUAAUGAAAAAUUACUUGGAUAUCCUUAAUUCAAUACAAUGUAUUACACCGAAGGUCUAAGUAAUUAUUACUCGGAGUUUAGUUUUUAACGAAGUACUACUUACAAGGUUUGAUUAAUAAGUUAAAUCCAAGGGUAUGACGAAUAUCCUUCGAGCAUGCACAACAGUUGAAUGUGACAAUGUAUUGUAUUUAUAAUUUCUGAGUCGAUUAUAAUUAAUAAUUACACUAAGUCAGAAUUAACUGGUACAGGAAAUUGAACGAAAUGGCUGAAAACGUUUGGAAAUUAGAUUAUUCGAUUUAGUUGAUUUAUUCAGAAAAAAGUGAAGAUUAUCUCGAACCUGAAUAGAACAAUGUAUUAUAAAUACAAAGUUUCUUCCAUUAGCAUAUUUUUACAUUCACCGAGAGUAACAAGUGCGAUAAGUCUUGAGUCGGAUUAUUCUGAGAGACGAUAAGAAUUUCAUUGGAACAAUUACGGGGUCUAGGGACGUUCCUAUUAUUUAUUUGAAACAAUUAACUUUCAUGUUGAGCCAAGAUUAAUUAUUAUAUGAGUAUAAAUAUAUCCAUAGCUGGAGGGAGAAUCAAUAGAAAUGUUUUCUCGUGAAUAAAGAAAAAUAUGUAGGAGCCUGUACAUAAUUCUUCAUUGAAGAGCAUAUUUUUGCAAUUAAUCGUCAGUGAUAUAGCGUAAAUAUACUUUCCUUUAUGUUUUUCUUUCGUUUCAGCUGUGUAGUGGUUGAAGAGGAUAAAUAAUUGAAUGAAAAUGAAAAAAUGUCAGUGAUUUUCAAUUACACCUGUGUAAAAAUUAUUUAUCUUCAAUCUCUUACCACAAACACGUGAUUUCUACCCAUUAUUUUAUACACACCUGAAUCUGUAAGUGAAUAGGGGCCUCGGACUAAUAGAAAAACUGAAUAUUUAAAUUAUUGAAUGAAUUAAACGAGAAUUAACGGAAUAAAGGGCUGUUGAUUGAUUUAAUAAUUCACAUCGAGCCAAUGGACUAGAGGUUUUAUUGAAUGUACAAUUCAAAUUCGGUACUACAGUGCAGCAUAAAUUCUGAUUAUCAAUUAGCUACGAAUACUGAGAAAAAAGAAACAAAUGGUUGAUAACAAAAUCAAAAUAUUCUUUGGUAUCACAUUAUUAUAUACAGGUAAUCGAUAUUAAUGUUUAAAAGUUGAAAAUGAAAAUGUACAUUAAAAUUUAGAAUACGCAUCCGCUGAUCCAGCGAGCUAUCGUAUAAACUAUCGAUAUCUAUUCCAAUUACCUCACCAACUUCAUUAU
Molecule: messenger RNA, 4514 nt
Organism: Fopius arisanus
Lineage: Eukaryota; Metazoa; Arthropoda; Insecta; Hymenoptera; Braconidae
Product: neural Wiskott-Aldrich syndrome protein
Exons: 6
Coding region: 714-2369 (551 amino acids)
Biological process (GO): actin filament organization
Molecular function (GO): actin binding
Source: RefSeq, a predicted model, not a curated record